This is a messenger RNA of Echinostoma caproni, 726 nucleotides long. Lineage: Eukaryota; Metazoa; Platyhelminthes; Trematoda; Plagiorchiida; Echinostomatidae. The record is from the annotation of a GenBank genome assembly.
AUGAUGAGCACAAUUCACAUUUGUCCUCCACUAGAUUCUCUGGAGGCUCAGUCUGUAAGUCGAUCAAUCAGUCUACGUCGGUCGAACAGUUGCUCACAAAUGGAUGAUUACUUUGACCUGGAUGCGCCGAAUGUGCUGGGACGUGCGUGCUCGCAUCAGUUACGCAGUCUAUCACCGGCAGUUUCCCCAACAACAACAGCAGCAGCCACCAUGGACGCGGACCGUGCGACCAUCAACAAUCCUGGGUUACGUCUGUUAUCACAAUUGGCCGUAUUCUGUCUAGUGGAGCACCAGUCUGGUGCAUUAGGUUCACAAAGUUCUCCAUCGUCCAAACGACCAAGCUCACAAUUGAUUUCUCUGUGUCAACGUCUACGAAUCCCAUGUCAGUUCACAGACCAUCAGGCGAAAUUUGAUAAUUUGGAACAAAUGGAAAACCCGGACGCGACAACCGUAUUGGAUCGGCGAUACACCACUGUGCUCGCCAUCGGAAUCCCUCCCACCUCGGCCCGUACACUAAGCCCGCAUACAAAGGCAACCACUGAUCACGACCACAGCCCGGUCGUGAUCAAAGGGUUCGGUCGGACGAAGGAGGCUGCACAUGAUGACGCUGUCCUGACCGCAUUUCGACUACUGGCCCGAGUGAACGGUUCGUUGACACAGCUGCUCGCAACAGACAGAAAUACGAACAACGGCAACAACAAGAUUGCCGCACAAGACACUAAUUAA